AUGUUAAAAUACAAAAAAAAGAAUUCACAUAUGUUUAAAAAUAGCUUAUAGGGAUUUUUGAGCGGUUUAGAUGUGUUUGGACAACCUCCUGUAUUGAGAAUAUUGAAAAAAAAUAAAUUCACUACUUCAACUGGCUUCUUUUGCUCAUCAGCUAUCAUUACUAUAUGUAUACUAUAUUUAAUUUAUUAAAUCAAAUAAUUAUAUGAUCGAAAAAACCCGAUUGUUGUAUUUUCAGAGUAUUAAAUGACCGAUACUGCUGUAAGGCAAUUUAAUUAUAAAAGGCUGUUCCUUUAUUAAUGAAUAACUUUACGAUGGCUAUUUCCGUUGCUAAUAUUAGUUUAAACUCACUAACAACAUUAAAUACACAUUUUACUAUGACAGUAAAAAAUUGUCUUAGGUUAAGAGUAAUUGAUGAGCUUACAGGGAAAACGAAAAUACAACAGAAGUAUCUUUUUUCAUUUUAUUCUCUAAGUUGUACUGAAUACCCUACAGAAGCAUGCAGUGAUAAACAUUUUGUUACGGAAGUUUAAAAACAAUAUUUUUAAUCUAUCAAUUUAGGCAAUGUUUAAUGUCUUAAUUCAGAAUUAUGGUAUAAUUCGCCUCCAGUAAAUUUAUUUAAAAUAAAUCCUAGAUUUUAUAAGGUCAAAUUGCUGGUAAAACUUAUCAUUAUAUUACAAUAAUGAUUUAGGAAUGUAAGAAUUCUAGUUCAUAUAAUCUAUGUGCCCCUAAAGAAAGCAUUUAAAAAGAACUGAAAACAGGAUAUUAUGUGGUUCAUUUGUCAGAUAAUCUUUUACAAAUGAAGCAACAAGGGUAUCCGUUUUCAGAGUAUAUUUCACUUUAGUAUACAACUAUGUCAAUAGCUAAUUCAAAAACAAUUAUUCAAAAUUUAAAAGUGACCAAUGUUAUAACCGAUGAUGGACUUAUAACUGAUGAUAAGUCUGAAUCUUCUAGUUUAAUUUAAUAUACUAACCGUGAGUCGCAAGAAGAAUAUAAUGAUGAGUUCUUGAUUCUUCAUUAUAUUACUCUCGAUUAACGACAUGCUGAAUAUUCUAGAUCAUAUGCUAAGAUUUAAGCCAUCUUAAGUACAAUAGGAGGACUUUAUUAAGUUUUAUUUUUAACGUUUAGCAGUGUUCUAAGACCUUUAAUAUAAAAAUUUAUGAACUUAUAAAUGGCUAAUAAACUAUUUAGAUUUGAGAACGCCGUUGAUUGUUUUGAUGAUGAUCAACCAAUUUAAAAUAAUUUCAUUGUUUAAUCGCCUAAAUAAUAAUCAUCUUAAAGAGUAUUAGAUUUUGACAUCAAAAAAUCUUCAUUCUCAAAAUCUUUAGGCAAAUCUCUCAAGUCAAAAAAUUUUGAAAAAAUCUAAGACUCUAAAACUAUGAGUUAAUUUCUAAAGUCUAAAAAAUAGUCUUUAAAUUUAACUUUAAGAGAUAUGAUUGUUAUGAGUUUAGGAUGCAAGAAAUAAGAAUAAAUGCAAAUUUAAUAUGCAACCGAUAAAUUUAUGUCAAAAUUGGAUGUUGCUUACAUAAUAUCUAAAAUUUAUGAAAUAGACAAAUUAAAACUUGUCUUAUUAAAUGAAGAUCAAUUAUAAUUGUUUAAUUAUUUACCAAAACCUGUGAUUCCUUCUGCCUUAUUUGGAAAUGAUGCAGAAAAAAAAGUUAAAGAAAUUGAAUCAAAAAAAGCUUAUUAAUUCAUAUUACAAGAUGAAAAAUCAGAUAUUUUAAAGCUUUAAGAGGCUUUUAUGUCUUUUGCAAAAUUAAAAAAGAAAAAAGAAUUAAAUUAAAUAGAUAAAAAUAUUCUUGAAAUCUUAGAUGAAGACAUUAAAGAAUUAUUCUACACUUUAAAUAAAGAUCAAACUAAACUAGACUAAAUUUUUAAUUAAAAACUUAGUCUUAAUCUUUAAGUUUCAGAACCAGAUUAUAAAAGAUCUCAUUCAAUAGUAGAUGUUGACUAUUCAGAUGAUUAGCCAAAUUCUAUUCCAUAUUUGAGAUCUAGAUCUUGA
Molecule: messenger RNA, 1999 nt
Organism: Paramecium sonneborni
Lineage: Eukaryota; Ciliophora; Oligohymenophorea; Peniculida; Parameciidae
Source: the annotation of a GenBank genome assembly